Diospyros lotus (date-plum) is the source of this 525-nucleotide messenger RNA. RefSeq lists its product as uncharacterized. Lineage: Eukaryota; Viridiplantae; Streptophyta; Magnoliopsida; Ericales; Ebenaceae. Bases 1 to 525 code for a protein of 174 amino acids. The transcript has a single exon. The record is from RefSeq and is a predicted model, not a curated record.
AUGGCUUCAUUGCACCCACUUACUAGAAAUCUUAAUAAGCACCAGUUAACUGGAUCAAAUUUCAAUGAUUGGCUCUUAAACUUGAAACCGAUUUUGAACUUGGAGAAAAUUACUUAUGUAUUGGAUGCUCCUGUACCCUUGCCUGCUAAUGAUGAUGGAGGGGAAAGUGUUCCACAAAACAUUACUCAAGAGGAGCAAGAUACUCUUACCAAGUGGCGAGAUGAUGAUCUCACCGCUAGGAGUUAUAUGCUUAUUUCAAUGAGUAGUGAAUUACAGCGUCAACAUGCGAAUAUGUCUAACGCAUACUCUAUCUUUACACGCCUACAAGAGUUGUAUGGUGAACAAAGUCGGAGUGCGAGAUAUAAGAUAUCUAAGGCACUAUUUAGGGCAAAUAUGUCUUCGGGAGGAUCAGUGGGAGAACAUAUUCUCAAAAUGCUCUCUCUAUUAGAGAAGUUGAAAGGUUUGGGGGAUGAGUUGAAUCCUCACCUCCAAAUUGAUUUGAUCCUUCAGUCUUUGCCAGAUUAG